UUGAGAGUUUCCAACUUAAAUACUGUCCUUCUUCCUAUACCUUCAACGAAACGAAGUUUUAUAAUUCAUCUCUCUUCAGUUUCAGACUCUCUAUUCUCCACUUCGGGUUACACCUUCGGGGCCCCGACGCCUCCUCCCGGCUCGCCGUACUCCCCGAUCCCCGUCGCGCAGCUGGAGCUCCUCGCCAAGGGGUUCAACUCGAACAUUAUAAUCCAGCAGCCGGGAGACUACCCGCAGAGUCCGAAGAAAAUCCAGGAGAAGCACUGCGAGGAGAAGUGCUGCAGCUCGAGGCCGCAGAAAACAUGCAACUGUCAGGUAACAAUAUCCCAGUCGGAAUCGCUAUCGCCAGGCAAAGGGUGCAACAUGAACUCAUCGCCUCUCCGUCACUUCCACCCGCCGGCCUUCUUACCACCGUGAAUGCCGGAGGACAAAUCAAAGAACUUGCAAGGAUAUCGGAAAUCGAUCCUUCGGGGGUCAGCGGUAGCAUGGCUGCAAGUUCGACGAUGGGCGGCCAAGGAGGCGGAGCUCUAACUUUGUGCUCGGAUGAUCGGAACGCUGGGUUGGCCGCCUGGCAGAUGGGUGGAGCGCAUAGCCAAGCCUUAGCCACUCCCACUCUUUGGCAGUACCCUGCGCCUCUUCCGGUGGAGCCGAUGGUUCCACUUCCAGUACCAUUACCUCCUGUGGGGUUCCAACUAGUUCGCGAUCACUCAACAGGGGGUCUACUCCUCAUACCUUCAACCGGAUUAGAAUCACUCCAACAAGCUGUCGUUUGGCCAAGUUACCAACAACCGUCACCCGUCUUAUUACCGUCAUUAUCGCAAUUACCCCCUCCUCCCCUUCAGUUAUUAUCUUCAGCGUCAUCUGACUAUCUGUCAAGCAGUACGACCUUACAUCAACAUACACAAACGCACAGUACUAGAUUGGUCGCGGUUACGACAGAUACGAAGAGGAAGAUGCCCAUGCCCAUUCCAGCGACUACUUUGAUAAAAAUUGAAACCGACGCCACCUUGGAUCAAACGAAAACAAUGCAGGCGGUUAGCACAGUCGCAAACAAUACAGGAACCGUUUUCGCCGACCAGAAUAUGACGCCGUUGGUGACCACCCACUUGAUAUACCAACAUCCGCCGAAUUUAAUUUUAUCACAGACUCCUACAGGAGAAGCUACUUCGUCGAGGUCACAAGCUACCUCGCCGGUGACUUGUCUCACUCCUCCUCCAGAGGCUCAUAUUCAAGAAGAGGAACCCUCCACUGUGCAAGACGCAAGCAAUCAAACUGAUACUCCGAUAUGUAGCGAAGAUGACAACACCACGCAUACACUUGCAGACGUCGCGGAAGAGUCUGGUAUUAGGAACGACGAGAUGGAUAAACCGCAGGCGGAUAAUAUCGUCGAAUAUUGUGAUACAGCAGAGAUUUUACCAGAGGCAGUUGAAGAACCUCUAAAAACUGUUGAAAAAGAGGCAGUUGUGGAAGAAGAAGCACCACAGGAAAUGCUCGAUCAAGUUCAGCCUGAAGUUGUUACAAUGGAAGAAGAGAAAGGUGUACCUCCAGAACCUGAUCUUAGCGGUUUAGAGCUUCUCUCUAAUAGUAUAGUGGAGUUUGAAUCGUGCAGAAACAGUAUCGAAGCUCCAGAACCAGAAGAGACGUCACUCUUGAUGGAAAAUAAUGUACCAAAUGCCGCAAAAGGUGUCGCUGAAGACAGUGUACUGCUACUAAAUCCUCCAAAAGAUGAUAGUCUAGGAGGUUUAGAUUUACUUUGUGCGUUAGCAGAGCAACGGAUAAUGGAAGAGUGCGAAAAGCCCAAAACGGACAAAGAAAGAUCAAAGGACCGUAAAAGAGAAAAAAGGAAAUCGAAGAAACAUUCCUCAGACGAACCCAAACGCAAGAAAAUGAAAAGUGAUAAGCACCGUUCCGAAGACAAAGAACAUAGGAAGCGAAAGGAUCGGCACUCCAGCGAUUCGGAUAAAGAAAAAAGGGUGUGCCAGUGCCAAACCGAAAACUACAGGACGUACAAAACACCCGAAUCCGAGGAGGAAGUCAAGAAAUUUAUAGCGAGCAAAACCCAACGGAUUUGCUGCAAAGGCGAUUGGCCGUGCAUGAACGCCUUGGAGUUGGACAUGAGAAUGAAGUUGGCUGAACUCCAGAGACAAUAUCGAGAAAAGCAAAAGGAAUUGAGCAAGUUGAAACCAAAAAGGCAUUCGUCAGACUGUUCGAAGAAACGCUCUAGGAAAAAAUCCACGCAUUCAUCCCAUUCUGACAGAAGCUCGACGCCUCCUCCUCUAUUGGAUAAAAUGGACGUACCUGUGAAACCAAAUGGGGAUAUCUCUGAACUUCUGAAACCUCCAACUUUAUGCGCGAUGCCGAAAAUCGAAGAGAUCUGCAAGAUGAGUCAUUCAGAUUCGGAUGUAUCUCCAGAGAAACACUCCUCGUCCAAGAAAAGAAAAGUGGGAAGGCCGAAGAAACUCUUGGCUUCUUCCGGAGAGCAUGUUGCCACUGAAACAAUAGUGGCCAAGAAACCCAAGAGUAGUUUCGUGGGUUAUCUACUAGCAGCUAAGGAGAAGUUGAAAUUACAAAACAAAACUUUUCCCGAUGCAACUCCUCCGAGAUAUGUUGAGGAAACUAUCAGGAUCAAACACAAGAAGAAUAAAAACAACAACCACAUUAUUGCCAGUGAUAUGAAAUCCUCCAAGAUGAGGCCCAAACUGAAAGCGGAGGCCACUUUAAAAUCUUAUGCUGACGAUGAACAUGUUGAAUGGGAAACUCUAGCCGAAGAUGACGAGGAAGAGAAUUGCGAGAAUCCAGUCGAAGAAACUAUAGAACAAGAAGCUCAAGUUACCGAGUGCAUGCUAAAUUCUAAUGAAAAUGAAGAGAUUCUUCCAGAAGAUAUCAAAAUCGUUAACUCUAAAGUACCGACCACUGAUGAAGUUGUGGAAGAAGUAAAACCAGAAGACACCCGAUGCACGCUGACAGCUGAGCUGUUGGAGAUCGAUAAACUGAGAGUACUUACUGCUAUGGGGGGAUUGUUCUAUGCCGGACAGUUGAAUGCUUUGGAGCCACCAGAUAUCUACAGUAUUAUCCUAGAUGGAGAAAGAGGAAACCGACCACAUAUUAUGUCUAGAGAAGAGAUACUCAGGGAUGCGAUUGUCGAGGUAGCACCUAAAAGUACAGAAGACCUGCCGGUCGGUACAAGGCUAUGUGCUUACUGGAGUCAGCAGUAUCGAUGCCUCUAUCCAGGAAGCGUGGCCGAACCUGGCACUCCCAAUCCGCAGCUCGAUAGAAAGUUCGUGUCAGUGGAGUUUGAUGAUGGGGACAGUGGUAGGAUAGCUAUCGAAGACAUCAGAUUUUUACCAUCCGAUUAUCCUAUUAUCGAAUAUGACCCAAACCCACUUCUCAGUCUGUGUAAGAGACGGAGAAGGGCUUCAACAAGCGUAUCAACUGAGGAAAAAAGUAUUUCAAAGCUGAACCAACAUAUAACUAUAUCUUUACCUCAACCAGAGUCUCAAGUCAGCUUAAAAGGUGCUGAAGAUCAGAAGGAACUAAACAAUACUGGCGACAGAUACAAGGAGAAGAAACGUUUGAAGAAGAAGAAACGAGAAAAACUUCGACAGAAACUCAUGCACCAAGAUAAAAAGAAAAAGAAGAAGCAUAAAUGUAAUGAUGAAACGUGCAAACAUCGUAAACAUCACAAGAAGCAUAGGAAGCAUAAGAAACACCACGAUAAAAUCAAAUCUCUUGAGAGAGAACUGAAUGUGAUAGAAGAAAAAGAUGAGAGCGUAGAUUUACAGGAGGAAUGCGGAGAAGAAAUUGAUAUGAUGGAGAUUUCGUCCGAAGUAAAUGAAGUGGAAAACAUUGAAGAAUAUCCAAAUGAUAUUGCGAAUCCUGAAGAUGAAGUGACAAUGGACGAUAUCAUUGAAGCUAACUCACAGAAAUCCAAGAAGAUACGGGAUCGACAGGAAUCUUGUGAGAGUAGAAGUAAAAUGACCGCUUUUCUUCCUGCGAGACAGCUGUGGGGAUGGUCCGGUAAGGGAUACAAACGUCAGAGAGCAAAAGGCAGAUCCAAGAAGUCGUUUUAUAAGUCCAUCCAACGCGGGAAAGAGAUAAUAACUGUAUGUAUUUUUGUCAUUUAUCUUCCGGAUUUUCCAUAUAUAGGUAGGAUCGAAGCUAUGUGGGAGCUUUGUGGAACCAUGGUUGUCAAAGUCAAAUGGUUUUACCAUCCUGAAGAAACAGUGGGAUGUCCACAAAAUCUGCAAUAUCCUGGGGCGCUGUUCGAAUCUCCUCACGUGGACGAAAACGACGUUCAGACGAUCGCUCACAAAUGUGAAGUCUUACCUUUGAAAGAGUAUACGGAACGUUUGGGUGAUGACCCUCAAAGGUAUGCCACCAUCUACGAUAACAAUGACAUCUACUACCUCGCUGGAUAUUACGAUCCGACAACUCACACUAUCAAAAUAGAACCUGGCAUACCCUUUACCAGAACCAAUUAAUAUCAACAACAGCAAUAAAACUACUUCAAUGAUAGUGAUUUUCGGUGCUAAAUGAUUAUUCAGACUUUUUGAAACUAUAUGUUAAGUUUUCGUUGUGUCUUCACAACACUUUUUUUAUUCGCUGUGACAAUUUGUUAGUAUUUCUUAUUAUUUAUUUAGUUGUUUGAUACAAUUGCUUCAUCAUUGCAAUAAGGAACACAGUACAAUUUAUACACAGUCUUUAAUUGUUGGAUGUUAGAUUCAGGUAUCGCAACAUUUCUGGAAUUAUUUUUUAUUUGUUAGUGCGUAUUGUGUAUUUGCGUAGUGCUACCACUCUUUCUUGCUGACAAUAGUGAAUGAAUUCACUGUAAUUGAAAUAAAACCUUAAAAACUUUAGAAAAUAGAUGGAGAUUUUUAAGAUUUUUAAUCAAUAAAAUUCAAAUAAAUGAAAGCUGAAAAUAUAAAAAAAAAGAUGACAUUGUUUAUCAAAAAAUGUAUCUUAUCGACAAACCCAAGUCACAAUAAAUGAAAUGGAAGUUAGAUUAAAUAAACGGUAAUCUAAUAAAAUUGGAUAGUGGAGUACAUCUUCUCUAGUUUUGUUUAAACGUAUUAUUCAGCAAAAGUAGGAGAUAUUAAAAUUCAGUGAGUUGAAAUCAGAGGUGCAGAAUAAAGUAUUGAAAUUCAGAAAUACCGGAACAAAUCAAUAAAUAUCAAAGUUGCUGCUACAGAGUAGAAAACAACUGGAAAAAGAUCUAAAAGGUUUUUUUGCAGAGGUCUCUAAGAAGAAAUUAGACUGAAAUCUGAAGAGGAUAUUGAAAACUGCCAGUCAGAAUCAAAUUCCAUACGUUGAAUUUGAAAAUUUUUGAGAACCAGUAAAAUUUGUUUUGAUUCAUAUUAAGAAAAGAAAAUUAUGUUAUUUUGUUGAAAAUAUAUUAUUCACUCCUGAUUAAAGCUAUGAGUGAAGUGUGGUAGUUGUUUCAUUAUGUACCACUGAAAUUUCAAGUUUGUGUUCAAUUUUUUUUUAAUAAUUCAUCACUAAUGAAAGAGUAGUAGCAAAACGAUAUCACCAGCUUGAAAAAUUCUGAUUUGCGGUAUCAAAAUGGUUUAUACAUUAAAAACAAUACAUAAAUAUCACAAAUGAACUCAUAUUUUGAGAGUACUUAAAGUUUCUGGUUAAAAUUUUGAAGAAAAAAAUUAUGUUAGUUCACACUACUAUUCGUAAAUCAUAAACUGACUGAAGUGAAAACAAAUUAAUCAAGAUUGAGACAGAAUAUCCAGAGAGGAGAUGAAAAGAGAAAUGGAUGGUCAGUAGUCAAUGAUUCAAUUACGCAGUCUAAAAUAAAACAAUACCUCUUUUAUAUAAGAAAUGUUCAUAGUUUUUAAAACUUACCUAAAAUAAAACACCAAGUCAAAUUUACACUUAUACAAAGUGUAAGUGAUACAAUCCAAAGGGACAAUUUCAUAACUAACAGGAUUGCUGAGAUUUUAUCUACAAUUAGUACUUGACACGAUGAAACUCUUCAAAAUAGUUCUAAGAGAGCAAAAAUAAAGAAUGGGAACAAACAAAAAACUCAAACGUACUUCUCGAACGCUACAUGCUCGACAAAAUAUUUCAUUUAAUCAAGUACAAAUUAAGGCAAAUAGUUGAACCCUGUUCAAUGUUUUGGGUUGUUGGUAUUGUGAAGUAUAUGGUAAUUGUGACUGGACUGCAGAACGUGAAAAUGAAUAAUGAUCUCCUCAAUUUGGAAAAGGGAAAUUCUGCCUCAAGAGAUACAAUACAUAAGUAAAUUCAUCUUAUACAUGAAUAUUUGAAAUAAAAUGUGAACUACAUUUGAAAUAAAAGCCAGUGAUAAGUUGCACAUAUAUAAUUUCAUUAGCUUGGCACUAUGUAGCUUUUAAAAGUAUUUGUAAGUUAUAACCAUUAUUUUACCUGGAGAAGAAUUUGUAGAUUUCAAAAGUAUUUUAUAUAUUAUGUAUGUCUGUGAAAUUUUCUAUCAGUCUACUAUAGUGAGCAAAACUCUGUAAAUACUACAUACAUUUAGAGAUUAUAGAGUAUAUAUUUUAGUAUGGGACUAAUAGCAGGUCAUAAACGUCUCAACCAAUUCCAAGGGAUACAAAAUUCAAUUGAAUACAAUCAAUUCUAAGAACUUUUGGACUGUUGUAAGGGUGCCUAGUUUUGUAUUUUUCGACUAAAUGACUGAUUGCUAUUGGUCUUCUCAUUUGUAUUGGAGUCACAAAAGCUUUUAAUAAACAAACAAAAAAUGAUUUAUUGAAUUCGUAACUCGGGAGAUUCACUUCGAAUUAGUGUCAACCAGUAUUCGAAAGCUUUUGUGCAAUUUUAUGUGUAUAAAAGUCCUGAAUAUGUGCAAUGUUGUCCAACAUAAGUAGAAAAAAUAGUUUAUAGAGAUGCUUAAAAGCUUUUCAUAUUGUAACAGUAAUUAAAUCUCCAAAGAUGUAUUAUCACUCGAAUUAAAAGUAUAAUUCUUCCAGAGUAACGUUUAAUAUACAUUACAAAUUACGCUUAUCAAAAAUCAACUUAGUGUUUAGGUCCGUAGAGAUUUCUACAGCAACGUUUGUUUUACUCAUUAUGAUUGUUUUUACAAUGUAACAUUCUCCUGGGAGCAGCUCAUUUCAAGGUAAUCAAGUAUGAUUUUCUCGAUAUUUGAUGACUUGUAACAGGAAAACAUUUCUCAUUGAAUGUCACGUCACAUUUUUUAUACUGUUGAAAAGUAUAUGUAAAUAAACGAUUAUGAUUCUUUAUAAGAAUAAGCUUAUCCUAAUUACAUUAUAUUCCAAGAACAGACAUUUUUAUUCUUAUGUUGAUAUAACGUUCUUAUUUUAGUAAAGGUUCAAGUUGGUUCAGGAAACCAACUAGUUCCGAAACAGUAUUUUGCAGACUAUUCAUCUAUCAGCUCGUUUGAGGAAGAAACAAAUUGUAUACUUAUUUUAAAACAAAUGCUAUUUAUUUCAAUAAGCCUAAGUUUGUAAAAUAAACGUUAAAAAUAUUAGAAUAAAACCUAUUUUAUUACUAAUGCAUUUUAUAUGUAUAAAACUUUAUUUUUGACAUUAUUCCUUGGGUGUUUCAUGGUGCUACUUUGAAACGACUCGUUUCAAUAUAGAUUCUCGAGGAAUGGAAUUGUAAAUAGUUAUACAUAGUAUUGUAAAUAUCGCUUGAUCUGAAAUAUUGAAUAUACUUUUGAAAAGAC
This is a messenger RNA of Leptinotarsa decemlineata (Colorado potato beetle), 7666 nucleotides long. It is a transcript of the gene wge, whose product is annotated as BAH domain and coiled-coil containing protein winged eye. The record is from RefSeq and is a predicted model, not a curated record. Lineage: Eukaryota; Metazoa; Arthropoda; Insecta; Coleoptera; Chrysomelidae. Gene Ontology annotation, molecular function: chromatin binding.